Molecule: messenger RNA, 522 nt
Organism: Schistosoma turkestanicum
Lineage: Eukaryota; Metazoa; Platyhelminthes; Trematoda; Strigeidida; Schistosomatidae
Source: the annotation of a GenBank genome assembly
AUGGGAGAUCUGGAGCAAAUUUUUUACGACUUUUGUGAUGCUGUCAAGAAGGGAGCGAAAACUGCAACUGACAAAACUAUUAAAAAAAUAUGUACUGAUUGUAAUAUCUAUACAAAAUCAUUCAAUGCGAAUGCCGUGGAUAUUGCUUUCUGCAAACAUCUCAAAAGUGGCAGAAAGGAAGUUGACUUCCCUGAUUUCUUAAGGUUUAUUGAAGGAACAAUGGCAGAAGAAUAUGCAAGACAAAAAAAUAUUUCUCCAACUGAAGCAUCAGAUGAAAUAAAAGGUAAAAUAAUCAAAGGUGGCGGUCCUAAAGCUCAUGGAGCUACUCAAGUUAGCAAGGAUUCGGCAACGGCUCGUCUCACGGAUGUAAAAGGAUAUACGGGCUCUCAUAAAGAACGAUUUGAUCUUGAAACUGGUAAGGGUAAAGGAAUCGAGGGACGAGAGUAUCUCAUGGAUGACAAAGCGGCUUCUGGUUACGUUGCAGGCUAUAAAGGAAAGGAUACAUAUGACAAAACUCACUAA